CCAGUUGCGCUCUGGGUAAGGAAGAAGCCACUUCCUUUAACCAGCGGCUGCAUAAAGUUGUGCGCUCCUGGAAAGUUGUCCUCCGGACUCCAAGCAGCUUUCUAGCGCAGUGUGCGGAUGCGUCAGGGCUGCCUCUAGGUAUGCCCAGGCAAGGAUAGGAAUCUUCGGAGCUCAGCUUCAUGUAAUUGAAUUAUAAUUCAGUGUUGGCGGUAGUUCUGCGAGGGAGAGUAUGCUGAGCAGGCUGCGUGUCCGAGGUGAGACUGCAAACCGCGACUUCUGAGGAACAUUACGCGCAGCGCAAAGCGGCAACUUCAUCUCCAUCAUGGGCUGCAGUAACAGGCUGAAGUUGGGAGUGAUAGGGGCGGCUGUCGUCAUCACGUUAAUAACAAUACUAGCAGUUUAUUACAGCAGACCGGGGGCCCCCAAAAGACCAUUCACUCUUCAGGAUUACUUUAAUGACACCAUCAGAAAGAAAUCCUACAAUUUGUACUGGCUAUCAGAUACGGAGUAUGUGCAUAAAGAAAGAGAUGGGAAUGUUUAUCUCUACAGUGCUGAAACCAAGAACAAGUCCCUGUAUUUGAGCAAUUCAACAUUUGCCAAAGUGGAUGCCACUGACUACUGGCUGUCAGGGGAUCAUAAAUACAUUGCCUUCGAAAGCAAUUACACUAAGAAAUUUAGACAUUCCUACUCUGCUUCAUAUUCCUUCUAUGACAUGGAGAAAUCAACAUUUGUAACACCAGUGAGCCUUCCACGUGUGUUGCAGUACUUUACCUUUGCACCAAAAGGGAACCAAUAUGCCUACGUCUCAGACUUCAACAUCUUUUUAAACUCUAAUGUGACUGCUCAGCCAGUACAACUGACACAUAACGGGAAAAAGAAUGAGAUUCUCAAUGGCAUCCCUGACUGGGUUUAUGAGGAGGAGGUCUUUGCUUCAAACGGGGCAAUAUGGUGGUCCUCAACGGGAAAAUUCUUGGCUUAUGCACAGUUUAAUGAUACAGAAGUUCAAAAAAUUGAGUUUUCUUGGUACGGAUCUGAGCAAUAUCCCCAAACUGUGGCCAUCCCAUACCCAAAGGCUGGAUCAAAUCUUACCAAGGUGAAACUGUAUAUUGUUGACACAGCAUAUCCCAGCCGCCAAUCACAUCUCGCUCCUCCUGCUUCCAUUGCUAGUGGUGAUCACAUUUUGUGCUCAGUGACCUGGGCAACAGAUGAACGUGUCGCUGUGCAGUGGCUCACAAGAAGGCAGAAUCAUGUGGUUGUUGCCGUCUAUGACUUCGAUGGAAGCAGCUGGACAGAAAAAGAGACAUUUGAGCAAAAAAGCACAACAGGCUGGAUUGGUCAUUAUAUGCCACUGCCUCUUUUCUUUGCUGAGGAUAAGCUCAGUUUCUACAAAAUAAUGAGUGACAAUCAGGGCUACAAACAUAUUCAUUACGUAAAAAAUGGUAAAGCUACACCCAUUACAUCUGGAAAAUGGGAAGUUAUUUAUAUAUCAAAGUUAACCAAGGAUGCCAUAUAUUUUGUAAGUAAUCAGCACCAAGAGAGCCCUAUCAAGAGAAAUCUGUACAAGAUUAUGCUUGGAAGCACCUCAUCAACCCCCCAGUGCCUCACCUGUGGCUUGCAUGGAGAAAGGUGUCAGUACAACUCAGCUUACUUAAGCGUUGACGCCUCCUUCUACCGAAUGGACUGCUAUGGACCUGGAUUGCCCCUUUAUACUCUUAUGGACAAUAGGGGCCCAACUGAAGGAAAAGAGAUAUCAAUUUUGGAAGACAAUCAGGAUCUGGACAACCUUCUGUCUGAAUUUCAAAUGCCAACAUGGAAUUAUGGCACCAUAAAGAUUGCAGGAUUAGAUCUGUGGUAUGAAAUGCUGUUGCCACCAAAUUUCCAGAAGUCCAAAAAAUAUCCACUUCUCAUCAAUGUGUAUGCUGGCCCUUGCAGUCAGAGCGUGAGCUAUGAAAACAAGCUAAACUGGGGCACAUACCUCUCCAGUUCGCAUGGAAUCAUCGUUGCCAGCAUUGACGGAAGGGGGAGCGGUUAUCAGGGCGACAAAAUACUGCAUGCAAUCUACCGGCGCCUUGGUACAUUUGAAGUGGAAGAUCAGAUAUCAGCUGUGAGACAAUUCAUUGACAUGGGUUUUAUCGACAAAGAUAGAAUUGCAAUAUGGGGCUGGUCAUAUGGUGGUUAUGUCGCUUCAAUGGCUUUGGGUGCGGGCACUGGACUCUUCAAGUGUGGGAUUGCAGUGGCCCCAGUAGCCAAGUGGGAAUAUUAUGAUGCAGUUUACACUGAGCGCUACAUGGGAAAGCCAUCAGAGAAUUCAGACUCUUACCAGAACUCCACAGUCACAUCAAGAGCAAAGAACUUCAAAAAUGUUGACUAUCUUCUUGUUCACGGCACAGCAGACGACAAUGUCCAUUUCCAGCAGGCUGCGCAGAUCUCCAAAGCCCUGGUGGAUGAGCAAGUAAAUUUUAAGGCAAUGUGGUACACUGACAAGGAUCACUCUCUCAGGGGACCAGCCUUUCAUCAUACAUAUACCCUCAUGAGCCAGUUUCUGCAGACAUGCCUUGUGAAGCCUGAGUAGAUGUGAAAACCCACACCUUCUUUAUAAAUUGUUUUUAUGCAGUUAUUUUCAAUGAAAUGUUGAGCAGUCAGGUCAAUUUUCCAUGUUUCAUUACUCAGAAAGUUCAAACUCACAAAGGAUCUUCGACUUUUAGGAAAAGCCAUUGCAUGCAUUUAAACUUGUUUUUAUAUGUGAAUGUGAUAACGUACGGCUGAUUAAUCACACUGCACUGAUUUUUGUGGGGUGGUGUCUUUACACUUGUGUAUUGCUAUGAUGAGGAUAUAAUAAACAUUGUAUUUAAAU
Molecule: messenger RNA, 2854 nt
Organism: Cyprinodon variegatus (sheepshead minnow)
Lineage: Eukaryota; Metazoa; Chordata; Actinopteri; Cyprinodontiformes; Cyprinodontidae
Gene: fap
Product: dipeptidyl peptidase 4-like
Exons: 26
Coding region: 323-2572 (749 amino acids)
Biological process (GO): proteolysis
Molecular function (GO): dipeptidyl-peptidase activity; serine-type endopeptidase activity
Source: RefSeq, a predicted model, not a curated record